AUGAAGCAAAAUAUUGGGCGGGGCGAAUUUUCUCAGUUCCCCAAUUUGUCACAGACAAGCUGCCAGGAAGACGACGUUUCAACUUACGUUCAACAUUUAAAUGCCCUCUAUUCAGAUUUUGAAUCUAGGUUUGAGGAUAUUUUGACUACGGUAAUACCACCGUGGAUAAGUAAUCCAUAUGCUGACAUAGAAGAAACGAAUGUCAUAAUACAAGAGAAACUGACUGAACUAAGUACAAACGAAGAACUUAAGGUUAGGUUAAAAACGGAUAUCAGCAAUUCUGGCUGCAAAACAACAUACCCGUUACUUAUCCCGUAUUAUGGAAUAUAG
Acanthoscelides obtectus is the source of this 330-nucleotide messenger RNA. The record is from the annotation of a GenBank genome assembly. NCBI's taxonomy places the organism in Eukaryota, Metazoa, Arthropoda, Insecta, Coleoptera, Chrysomelidae.